This is a messenger RNA of Galendromus occidentalis (western predatory mite), 1734 nucleotides long. RefSeq names its product COP9 signalosome complex subunit 1. Lineage: Eukaryota; Metazoa; Arthropoda; Arachnida; Mesostigmata; Phytoseiidae. The coding region runs from base 100 to 1647 and encodes 515 amino acids. The record is from RefSeq and is a predicted model, not a curated record. The transcript is spliced from 9 exons. Gene Ontology annotation, cellular component: COP9 signalosome.
GAAGUUGCCGCGAUAAGUGCCACAAGAUUCGUGUUUACGUGUGGGUGCCGCUCGGAAAAUCUCCUCCUGUACCAUUCUGCGCUGCGUCAGCCCUUGAAAAUGCUACCGAGAGUGCGGAGCUUGGAGUUGCCCCAUCAGGUCCAUCAUCAGGAGCCGAUGGUGGUCGACGAAGCCGAAGAACGACCCGAAGAGGUCGUUUCAGUCCAGAGUCCCACUUUCGACCUAGAAAUUUAUGCGGCGCAGUACGUAGGGUACGCGAAACUCAACAGAUUGUUAUUCAUCGCCGACCGCUGUCCGCCGAUGCGGAUCGAGGCUCUGAGAUUGGCUAUGGAUCACGUCAAGGGAACACUCAACGUGAAUAAAUACCAGGUAAUCUUCAAAAAACUCUGCGAAGCUCUACAAGAUGCCCGUUCGCAAGGAUUCCCCGAUUCGGCGGACGUGCAGGAUCUUCCGCAGAUUGACACUCAGUGGGUGGACUCCCGACUGAAGCAAGUCGCAGUCAAAACAGAGAAGCUCGACAACGAUCUUAAAAACUACAAGGCCAACUCCAUCAAAGAAAGCAUCCGCCGAGGCACCGACGAUCUCGGAGAUCACUACCUUGACUGCGGUGACUUGAACAACGCCUUGCGUGCUUUCGCUCGAGCUCGAGAUUACUGCACUUCGGGAAGACACGUAAUCGAUUACUGUUUGAAUGUGACGCGAGUUUCUGUCUACCUCCAGUAUUGGCAGCACAUCGAAAGCUAUGUCACUAAAGCAGAGAAUACACCAGAAUUCAUCGAAGCGACUUCUGGCUCAAACGAACCGGGCCCCAACCGAGAUGUUGUCAGUCCUGCGAUUGUCAAUAGGUUCCGCUGCUGCAAAGGUCUAGCGCAUCUUGCUUCGAAGAAGUACAAGAAGGCUGCUCUUCAUUUCUUGCAAAUCAAUGCGUACAGCUGCGACUUCCCUGAUAUUAUGGCCGCCAAGGACAUCGCGGUAUACGCCGGGUUGUGCGCAUUGGCCUCCUUCAAUCGGGCCGAGCUCUCGCGGGAAAUCAUCAACCAGCAGAACUCCAAGCAGUUCCUCGAACUCGAUCCCCAAUUGCGGGAUACUAUCCAGUACUUCUACGAAAGUCGAUACGGGAAAUGUCUCGCGCUCCUCGACUCGAUCCGAGACAACCUACUAUUAGACAUCUACUUGGCCCCUCAUGUAUCCUCCCUGUACAGCCUGAUUCGGAAGCGUGCCUGGAUACAGUAUUUUUCGCCGUAUAUCAGCGCGGAUAUGAAUCGGAUGGCCUCAGCCUUCAACACUACUGUGCGGCAGGUUGAAGAGGAAAUCAUGCAACUCAUCUUGGACAAUCAAAUCCAGGCCAGGAUUGAUUCACACAACAAGAUCGUCCACGCUAAGGACGUAGAUCAGAGAACGACAACAUUCCAGAAAUGCGUCGAGAUUGGCAAGGAGCUCGAGCGGAAAACCAGAGCUCUGAUGCUAAGAGCAACAUUGAUAAAGCAUCACGUCAUUGUCAAAUGUCCACCGCGUCUGACGACAACAGUGGCAAUGAAUGAGGACGAGAGGAAGAAGAGAGCUUCAGCUGAGAGGGUAAUGAAAACGGAGGUUUCAGACUCGAACCAAAUUUCGUGGACAGUCUGGACACGGAACAAACAUCGGUGAAAAGAUCGGGUCCCUUACUCCCUGGAUGAAUUGAAAAUAAGACUCGUUUGGGAUACGCGUUUCAGGGAUUGGGGCGAUGCUAGAGCU